GCGUCCCUCCCGCCGCGGCUGCCACCGCCGGCACCAUGGGCUGCUGCUGCCGCCUCCUCCUCGCCCUCCUCCUCCUCCCGGCAGGACUGUGUGAGAACUCCACAGCAUCGCCCCUCACCCUUGCCAGCCCUCCCUCGCCCUCAGAGGGGAUCCCAGUGGGCCCAAGCUCCAGGGAUGCUGCUUUCCCCGUGCCAGCUCCUGGCCAGCCCUCACUGCCCACGUCCACAGGACCUGCUGGUGACGAGGUGUCCUCUGGGCCAGUGGAAGGGCCUGGCCACAAUGCCACCCCCACAGUGGCACCUUCCCCUGCUCCUGCCUCCCUCACCACAGUGGACAGCCCAUCUGUAGCCUCCAGCCCCACCUCGGUGCCACCAACCUUGGAAACAGCCUCAGGCCUUCGGACAGCAAAUACUGCCAACUUGGCAAGAGGCCCAAUGGAUAUGGGGGCCUCUCCCAGCCCCACGGGUAUACCUGCAUCCUCCUCCCUCCCCACCAGCGACCUGCGCUCAUCCCCUGGGACGGUCUUGUCCCCAACGCCUGUCCUCAUGAGCCCUGGCACCACCCAGCCGCCGGCGCUGACCAGGGCUGUCCCUUCCCUGGGGACGCUGCCCGUGGCAUCGAGCCUGGCCAUGGAGCCAACGUCCCCCGCAGUGACUGGCCCCAGCCCCACCGCAGCCGAACCGGCGGCCACCGGCAAAACCACGCUGUCCACCAGCGUCACCAUGGAAGAGGUGCCGCACGCCCUGAGCGCAGGGAGCAUCGUGGCCAUAACCGUGACGGUCAUUGUGGUGGUGGUGCUGGUUUUUGGGGCAGCGGCGUACCUCAAGAUCAGGCACUCCUCCUACGGCAGGCUCCUGGAUGACCACGACUACGGCUCCUGGGGCAACUACAACAACCCUCUCUAUGACGACUCUUAGCAGGGACGAGGGAAAAAAACCACCACAAAACCCUCAAAUCCUUAAUUUAUAAGCACUUCUGCAGCAGAGCAUCUGCUGUGGAGAUGUCCGGGCGUUGAGCCACUGCCACAGGCAGGAUUGUGGUGGGUCCAGCAGGUAACAGGCAAGCGGAGCUCGGGCUUGCAGCCCCCACAAUAAACAUGAAUUUUGGCCUUUGUGGAGGAAGCUCUGGGUCCUGGGCAUGGUGAUCACUUGAUUUUUAGGCAAGGGAACCUAUAUUUCCCAGGGGAAAGAGGGGGGAGGUAAAGGGAAGAAAUGGCAGUUGAGCUGGUGCUGUGGCAUCUGUUGAAUCAUAAAAUCAUGGAAUCAGUAUCAUUUCAGUUGGGAAAGACCUUUAAACUCAUUGAAUCCAACCACUAACCUCCCACUGCCAAGCCCAGCACUAAACCAUGCCCCUCAGCACCUCAGCUGCACGACUUUUCAGUAUCUCCAGGGAUGGGGACUCC
This is a messenger RNA of Colius striatus (speckled mousebird), 1402 nucleotides long. It is a transcript of the gene PARM1, whose product is annotated as prostate androgen-regulated mucin-like protein 1. The transcript has 4 exons. The record is from RefSeq and is a predicted model, not a curated record. The coding region runs from base 36 to 917 and encodes 293 amino acids. NCBI's taxonomy places the organism in Eukaryota, Metazoa, Chordata, Aves, Coliiformes, Coliidae. Gene Ontology annotation, cellular component: plasma membrane; early endosome; Golgi apparatus.